AUGCAGAUGGCCUCAGACGAAGAUAUGGAUGGCAGCGUGCUGACGGCGCGGGAGUUGGUGGCCCGAUAUGAAUACCAACUACUCCAUGGCUGUCAACACGCCAACUGCACCGAGCCGCUCUGCCUCACGGGACACUCCAAUGUCAGCGAUCGUGCUGUCCGCAAGUACACCGCGCGCUCCGCCAAGACGGUGGCCAUGGCCCUCUGCGCAGGACCACGCCCUCGCCUUCACUUAUGCCGCUAUUGCGUGCCCUCGCCCUCUGAUCCGGCACCGCCCAGACCUGCUUCGUCCUCGCCCUCGGACCUGCGUGAUCCUUCUUCACUGAGUCAGUUGUUGAGCGACACCCAGGCUGUUCAGUCGUUUCAUAUCUCGGGCUCUGCUUCGGACAUGCUGGAGCUGGCUUCAAAGCACCGUCUGCUGGACCAGCUGUUGACUCCGAGCAGUAGAAAUUUCUGGUCCAGCAGAGACCUCCCCAACGCCCUUGCUUCGUGUCUGGACUGGCUGCUAAAUCUCCUCCCCAACCAACGUCCAGCGAUUUGGGAAAUGUUGAACUGCGAAAUCAUUAGCAAAGGCUCUGCAGUUCCAUCAACCGUCGAGAGUAAGCCCAGCGACAGCAAAUGGAACGCAUGGGUCGAGGUGCUGGACAUCCUCGACAAUCCAGCUUACCUUCGUCUGUGGGAACGCGCAUUGCGUGUGGUGGGUGGGAGAAUGAGCAGUGGGCCGGGGCCGCCAGAGAACGCCGCAGGUGGGCGAACAAGCGGUGAUGGGGGAGACAAUGGUGCGAUUGACAUGCUGAUAUCGCACGUGAGCAGUCGUGAAAACGAUCGGUCUCAUAUACCGCUCGCCACAAUCGUGUGGCUAAAGAGACUGUUUGCGACGGUGUGGGAUGGCAAUCCUGUUCUGGAUCGAGGCUCCGUCGCCCACGUGAUACUGGAGCUUCUACAGUCGUGGAAACAUCUAGGGACUAUCACAUCUCGAGAUGCCUUCCAGAUGCCUCUCAUACGUCUCCGACUCGCCGACAUGGACCUGGCUUCGUCGUGGUACAUGUGGAACUCUGCCUCCGACGACACGAAAAAGAAGCAUAUCCUCAACUUCCAGUACCUCUUCUCUUCCGAAACCAUCACGACGUGCUUUCGAGCCGUCAACUUGCGGCGCAUGAGUCGGGCAAGUGGCAGCGCCAUCAAAUCAGGCGAGUAUCGCCAUCGCCACAACCUUGAUCGUAACAGCGACACAGACCAAUUGCCGCCACAACUCCAGCACCAAGAGGAACACUACAUGCUGCUGUACGUCAGUCGUAGUAAUCUACUGAAGGAUACCUUUGACCAGCUGUGGCAACGAAGAAAAAGUGAGCUUCGCCGACCUUUACGAGUGCGGAUGGGUGCAGACGAGCUCGACAUUGGGCACGACCUGGGUGGCGUGCAGGUGGAGUUCUUCAACAUCGUCUGCAAGCACAUCUUUUCCGAGGAAGCACAAAUGUUCACCACCGAUCCUCAGACAGGGUUGAGCUACUUUACCGCAGGCAGCCUUCAGCCCCUAUACAUGUUUGAACUGUUUGGUCUGCUGCUCGCACUGGCUAUCUACAACGGCAUCACCUUGCCCGUUCGCUUACCCAGAGUGUUAUAUCACGUCCUUUGUGACGUCGAACUUCCCCAACCGCUCGCAAUGAUCGAAGAUGCAUGGCCGACUCUCGCCAGAUCACUGCGUAGUCUCCUCGGCGAAUUUGUGGAAGAUCUCGAAUAUGCAUUCCCCUUGGAGGCAAACGGGCUGAGGCUCUCGUGCCUCCAUGUGGGAAAUCGCCACGCGCUGCUCACGGGCGGCAGAAGCGAGCUGUGCAUCCACACCGCCUCGCUCUCGUCCAGCGCGUGCGGUGCAAUGCCUGACAUCACGGAAAUGGAGCAUGCAUGGCCGGGUUGGAAAUUGACCAUGUCCACCUCGGCAGCAGAGCCUCAAGCGGUGACACCAGAGCACGUGGAAGACUACAUCAACGCCUACUCGCAGUGGUUAUGCUUCGACUCGGUGUUGCCUCAACUCGAAGCCUUCAUCCACGGCUUCCGCAGCAGCGCACUCAUCGAUUCACAGACCUUGUCGCUGCUGGGCCCCUCCCGCCUCCAAGCCUACGUCGAAGGCAUGGACAUGUUGAACAUUCACGAUCUGAAAGCUGCCGUGCGCUACGAUGGCUAUGUGCCCACACAGAAAUACAUUUUGGCCUUCUGGCGCGUGAUCGCGUCAUGGCCCCCAGAGAAGCAAAAGCUCUUGCUGAAGUUUGUGACGGCGACAGAACGGAUCCCGAUUAGUGGCGCGAGCAGUCUGACGUUUAUCAUCAAGCGGGCGUAUCCCGAGACUUUGCAGGCGCUGCCGACGAGUUCGACGUGUUUUGGAACGUUGAUGUUGCCUCGUUAUCCGAGCACGGAAAUCAUGGCGGAGAAAUUGAGCCUUGCUCUGAAAUUUGGAGCAGAGGGAUUUGGAGCUGGAUGA
This is a messenger RNA of Sphaerulina musiva SO2202, 2475 nucleotides long. RefSeq lists its product as uncharacterized. The transcript has 6 exons. The coding region runs from base 1 to 2475 and encodes 824 amino acids. Lineage: Eukaryota; Fungi; Ascomycota; Dothideomycetes; Mycosphaerellales; Mycosphaerellaceae. Gene Ontology annotation, biological process: proteasome-mediated ubiquitin-dependent protein catabolic process; protein polyubiquitination; positive regulation of protein catabolic process. Gene Ontology annotation, molecular function: ubiquitin-protein transferase activity. The record is from RefSeq and is a predicted model, not a curated record.